AUGACCCAAUUCGAUCUGACUGUGGCCACUCGUGGCAACCAUGCCGCAAUUCUUCCCGUGGUGCUGAUUGCGACCUCUUUGAACGAGGCUCGUCCUGCCCCGGCCAUCCAAAUCAAGUAUGAGGAUACCGCAGUUCUCAGCGAGGGCGACAAGGCCAUUGUCCAGCUCACUACCGGUGGAAAGUCUGUAUUCGGAACCCUGAAUGCCGUCAACGAGCUUUGCACUGCCUUCCCCUUCCUUGCGGGCAAAGACACCAAGCUCGAGACCGAAUGGAUCUCUCAGCUUGACUCUUUCACUACCCUGGAUUUCAAGGCCCUCGACCCUGUCCUCCAGCGCCUUGACACCCACCUCCUCCUCCGCUCAUUCGUCGUCGGAUACUCCCUUUCGACCCCGGAUAUCGCUCUGUGGGGUGCCCUCCGCGGUAACCGUGUUGCCGUUGCUGCUCUGAAGAAGGGUACGCUUGUCAACCUCACCCGCUGGUACCGAUUCCUGGAGGAGCUCUGCCCCUGGACUCUUACCGCCAUUGACUCCCUGACCGCUGCCGCGAAGGAGAAGAAGUCCGCGAAGUCUAAGGAGGGUGCCAGCUACGACAUUGCUCUGAAGAACACCGACGGCGGUGUUGUCACUCGCUUCCCUCCUGAGCCCUCUGGAUAUCUGCACAUUGGACACGCCAAGGCUGCUCUUCUCAACGACUACUUCGCUCACGAGAAGUACAACGGCACUCUUCUGCUGCGUUUCGAUGACACCAACCCCUCCAACGAGAAGGAAGAGUUCCAAGAUGCUAUCAUGGAGGAUCUUGCUCUGAUGGGUAUCAAACCCAACAAAACUUCCUACACCAGUGACUACUUUGAUGAGCUUUAUGCCUACGCGCGCGUCGUGAGCUUACCCCCCGAGGAGAGUUUGGCCCACUUUGAGGAGAUGAAGAUGGGUACUCCCGAGGGUCUCCGCUGGUGCAUUCGUGCCAAGAUCUCCGCCGAUGACAAGAACAAGGCCCUUCGUGACCCCGUCAUCUACCGCUGCAACCCAGCUCCCCACCACCGCACUGGUACCAAGUGGAAGAUCUACCCCACCUACGACUUUGCCUGCCCUGUCGUCGAUUCGAUGGAGGGAGUCACUCACGCCCUGCGUACCAUCGAGUACCGUGACCGCAACCCCCAGUACCAGUGGAUGCUCGAUACCCUUAGCCUGCGCGGUGUCCAGCGUAAGCUGACCAAGUUGGUUGAGAGCGGAGUUGUCUGGGGCUGGGACGACCCUCGCUUCCCCACUAUUCGCGGUAUCAGACGUCGCGGUAUGACCAUUCCUGCCCUCCGGGAGUUCAUCCUGAAGCAGGGUCCCUCCAAGGCCGUCACUCUCUUCGACUGGGCUCUUAUCUGGGCUACCAACAAGAACAAGGAUGUCAUCAAGGCCACUCUCACCAACGGCCCUGCUGCUCCUUACACCGAGGAGAAGGCCAAGCACGCCAAGAACGCCGCCGUCGGAAUGAAGACCGUCGCUUUCAGCGCCAACGUCCUUCUUGAGCAGGAGGACGUCAAGCUCUUCAAGCAGGACGAGGAGAUCACCCUCAUGAACUGGGGCAACGCUUUCGUCCGUAAGAUUACCACCGGCGCCGAUGGCGUUGUCACCGGCCUCGACCUCGAGCUGAACCCCGGCGGUGAUGUCAAGAAGACCGAGAAGAAGGUUACUUGGCUCGCCACCGAGGGGCAGGAGCUGAUCCCUGUUGAGCUGGUCGAUUUCGACUACCUGCUGAACAAGGACUCUCUGACCGAGGAGGACAAGCUUGAGGACGUUCUCAACUACAACACUGAGUUCCGGGAUAGUGCUGUCGCCGAUGGCAAUGUCUCCCAGCUCAAGGUUGGUGAUAUCAUCCAGUUUGACCGCAAGGGCUACUACCGCGUUGACCGGGCUGCUGCCCCUGGUGUUCCGGCUGUGUUCUUCAACAUCCCCACUGGUAAGCAAAAAUAA
Molecule: messenger RNA, 1962 nt
Organism: Penicillium cosmopolitanum
Lineage: Eukaryota; Fungi; Ascomycota; Eurotiomycetes; Eurotiales; Aspergillaceae
Product: glutamate--tRNA ligase GUS1
Exons: 9
Coding region: 1-1962 (653 amino acids)
Biological process (GO): glutamyl-tRNA aminoacylation; translation
Cellular component (GO): cytoplasm; methionyl glutamyl tRNA synthetase complex; cytosol
Molecular function (GO): ATP binding; glutamate-tRNA ligase activity
Source: RefSeq, a predicted model, not a curated record